This is a messenger RNA of Phytophthora sojae, 369 nucleotides long. RefSeq lists its product as hypothetical. The transcript has a single exon. The coding region runs from base 1 to 369 and encodes 122 amino acids. NCBI's taxonomy places the organism in Eukaryota, Oomycota, Peronosporomycetes, Peronosporales, Peronosporaceae. The record is from RefSeq and is a predicted model, not a curated record.
AUGAUCAUACCUGCCGCCCCCCCGGCCAAGCCAGCAAUCGACGCGCGAGACGAGAUGAAGGCAAUGCUAGAGAGUCAAAGCCAAGAAGAUUUGGGCUGUGUUCUAGGAAGAGUGUGGGAUUCCGUGUAUGCGGAUCUCAAAGAGAAGUAUCUUGAUCGUCCGUUUAAGGUGCUGAGCCGUCAGCAGGGCAUCAAGCACGUGGAGCACGUUCGCGCGGUCGUGAACGGAGGCGAUUUCUUUCGCACGAUUGAAACUGAGCCACACUGCUUCCUGUCGGAGAUGGACGAGCGCUUCUUCCUGCUAUUCAACUCGACAUUUGUCUCCAAGAAUGCUCUACAGCGCAUUUGUGGCUUUGCCCAUCCUGGUUGA